AUGCUAUGCAACUUGAGUCAUGGUACAAACAAGCUACAGUGCGUGUGUGGGGGGGCCGAUCUCGGGACUUAUCGUCCGGAGCCUGCGGAGAGCCACCUCGUACAUUCACUCUAUCAACUCUUUCCUUCUUUCUUGUUUUCCUCUUUUUUUUUUUUCCGUCCCAGAUAUAUUCGGCAUCUUUAA
Melampsora larici-populina 98AG31 is the source of this 183-nucleotide messenger RNA. RefSeq lists its product as uncharacterized. The transcript is spliced from 4 exons. The record is from RefSeq and is a predicted model, not a curated record. Bases 1 to 183 code for a protein of 60 amino acids. Lineage: Eukaryota; Fungi; Basidiomycota; Pucciniomycetes; Pucciniales; Melampsoraceae.